Molecule: messenger RNA, 3569 nt
Organism: Tribolium castaneum (red flour beetle)
Lineage: Eukaryota; Metazoa; Arthropoda; Insecta; Coleoptera; Tenebrionidae
Product: fibroblast growth factor receptor 4
Exons: 16
Coding region: 494-3358 (954 amino acids)
Biological process (GO): multicellular organism development; positive regulation of kinase activity; protein phosphorylation
Cellular component (GO): plasma membrane; signaling receptor complex
Molecular function (GO): ATP binding; transmembrane receptor protein tyrosine kinase activity
Source: RefSeq, a predicted model, not a curated record
ACCUUAUCACAACGAUAAGCGCCCUGAUACUGCAAUAACAAAGUUGUCGGUUCGAGGCUUAGUUUAAUUUAUCUCCGAAGCGCAUUUCGCACGUUAAUUGACCAAGCGUGAGCUAAUCGCGGAAACUUGUGUUAUUUUGAUUUGUGUGUGAUUAAUUCAACACUUAGUUUGAGGAUUAUAUAAUUUUUUCGAGUGUGUGUCCGAUUCUAAAUGGUUUUCGCAUCCGUGAAUAUUGGGCAAGACACAUGAUUUGAUUAGAAAUUAUAAAUCGAUAAGAUAGCAUUGAAAGUUUGUCAAAUAAGAUGAUCGCAUGUUCGAGAAUAGUUUUUCUCAUAAGCCAUCUGUGCAAUGUGAAUCCUAGUCAAAGUUUUCAAUUUACCUAUAAAUCUCCUCAAAUUCCUAAACAGUGGUUCUAGACGAUUUUAUUUUAUUUUUAUCAUGGACUCUUAGACGGGAGUUGUUAGGGUCCAGUCUUUUCCGGAAGCGGUAAAAAAUGUGUUUGUUGAAAGUGAUAUUUGUUAUGGUCAUGGUAAACCAAUUGGAAGCCAUCCAAAACAAGGCAACGGCUGAUAACACCUCAGCGACAGAAAUAAUUAACAAUAACACCUCUGCCCCCGCGCUCGAAUGUGAUGCUCUAAAGGCGACAGGAUGCCUGGAUGGAACGAAUCUUAAUCUAAGUCUAACUUAUUGGCACCCCACUAAAAAACCCAUGAAAUGGCUAGUUAACACUGUAGGAUCAAACAGCUAUUGUAACCAAGCUAGAAUUAUCAAUAAUUUUUUAAUUGUUGACACGAGCUAUAUUAAUUCUUCCUGUAUUUACAAUAUUUCAACGAUUGAGCCAGACGUUCCGCAUUUUCUGAUAAAAGACUCGAGUUUCAAAGAAAUGGACGUGGCAAAUUGCCCCAAAAAAACGGAAUUUUGCGUCAGUGUCGGCGAUACUUUUAGCACGAGUCUAGGAAUAUUUAACACAACCACCCUUCCGCCUCCACUCGUAUGUGAAUUAAAAGCGACAGGAUGUGGUAAUGGAACUAAUAUUACUCUUAAUUUAGCUUGGAACCACCUGUUACCUGAAAUGCCAAGUAAUUGGGUAGUUCGUAGGAUAGAACCACCAAACUGUCCUAAAGUUAGAGUAUUCAAUAAUUCAUUAAGUAUUGAUACCGCCUAUAUUAAUUCUUCUUGUAUUUAUGACAUUACAACAGUCGGUAAAGAAUUCAUUUCACAUAUAGAAGGAUCGGUAUUCAAAGAAAUGGGCAUGGAGUCAUGUCCCAAGAAAAAAGAAACGUGUAUCACUAUCAAUAGCAAUGAUAAUUUUAAUAUAAGCUCAGGAGAAAAGUGUCCCUACUUACACAACUAUUCCAUAAAUGCGAUGGUGAACAACAGAACGAACAUCCCGUACAUUUAUUUGAACGUAAGUUUGGAUCUUGUUGAUGCAAACAGCGACAAAAUCGAGAUCCAUGUGAAGUCAAGACAUAGGAACAGUUGCGGAUUCAUGUAUGACAACUUCCACGACGCCGAUCACGAAAUUAUCAUACCGAAGGCAUUGCCGGUUAGCGACAUUACACCCGAGUGCGAGCUUGAGAUCUUGAUGUCCUUCCCCAACGCUGAUUCCUGCACCGUCUCAUACAAAGUACCAGAAAUCCCAGGUUUCUGCUACGAGAUGCUCAACCCAACUUCGAAAAUUUUAAGCGUGGAGCCACUUUACGACAACCAGUUUAAAAUUCUCUGGGACCCUGGCACCAAAGCCAGGAACAACCAGUCCUAUUACCUGAAAAAAGUCAACUUUUUUUACUUAGCUACGGAAACGCCUUCGAUGCCCAGUGAAGUCGAGUUUGUUGGAAAACCAGACCUGGAGGCACACACAGCUACGGUGGUUAUGAAGCUUUUUGAGAAUGACAAUUACACGCUGCAGGGGAUUUUCACCAAUAAUUACACCUGUUUACACCAAGCCGAAUUUUACUUCACAGCUCCUCCUCGCCGAAGCUUACAUCUGGUGUUUUUUACCCUUCUGACCAGCGUUCUAGUCGUGAUGACUUUCCUGCAUAAGCGUAUUUUGCGGUAUGCGAAAAAGUUGCUAGGGCUGGUAAUCCCAAGAUACAGGAACAUAACUCACCGAGAGAAUUUUGAUUUACAACCGUUGCAAAGUGGGAACCUUGUUCACAUGAGCAUCAACACUCAAUACACUCCAAUCGAAUUUUUGAGAGGCGAUUUCGACGAAUUCGAAUUCCCCCGGAACAAGAUAAUCAUUAAGGAAAUCCUCGGAACUGGAGCUUUUGGCCGAGUGUAUUCAGCCAAAGCUCUGGGAAUUGGCGGAAGUGAGGGUUACCAAAUGGUGGCGGUUAAAACGUUAGGGGAAGGAGAGCAAAUAACAAGAGAGGCAGCCGAUGAUUUCAAGUCGGAAAUUGAGAUAUUCAAAAAAAUUGGUAAGCACCCCAAUAUUGUGUCGCUCCUGGGUUGUUGUACUGUGGAAGCACCCUGUAUGAUGAUAAUGGAGUUGGUGCCGUGUGGCGACCUCAAGAAAUAUCUUGUGGAGUUGCGGGAACAAUGGUUUGCGGAAAAAAAUAAACAAGUGUUUUUUCCCCCAGAGAACGACAAUAGUGAUGGGGCAUAUAUUGAACCAUCGAGCCCUACCAGUGUUAAUUCUAUAACCACAAGCAGGUUACCAUCGACUUCCGAAACUGUCUUUACGAAUCUGGAGGACCCCAUGACGCCCCUCCUCGAGCAUAACCAGCAGGCCCUUCAGAAGGUUUUGGACCACAAGGAGCUCCAGAACUUCGCCCUGCAAAUCGCGCGGGGAAUGGCCCAUCUGGAGAAGAUCUCCAUCACCCACCGCGACCUCGCCGCUCGCAACAUCCUAAUCAACGAGUUCAAAACUUUGAAAAUCUCCGACUUCGGACUGUCCCGAACCGGGGUGUACAUCAACCAAAGGACGAAAAAACUCCCCCUGCGCUGGAUGGCUCUGGAAGCCAUCACCGAGCAGAAGUACGACAGUAGAAGUGACGUUUGGUCUUUCGGUGUAGUGUUGUGGGAGAUUGGCACACUUGGUGCGUUCCCGUACGAAAAAGUGCCCGAUUCGAUGAUUCUGCACUUCCUGCAGAUGGGGCGGAGGCUGGAAAGGCCGGAGAUCUGCACUGAUGAACUUUAUUCGCUGAUGAGGCAGUGCUGGGCCACGGACCCGAGUCAAAGGCCCACGUUUAGAGAACUGGAGAGUGCGCUGGAUGUUAAGGCGAAGAAGGUUUACGUGAACUUUGACCAACUUAAUCCGUCUUAUGUUUUUCCGCCGAGUGAUGCGCGUGUGGUGAAAGGGGUGCCCAUUGUUAUUAAUCCGAGGAUAAUUCAGGAGGAAGAAGAGGGAACUUGAUGAUAAUAAAAUUAUCGUGAUGUGUGAUAUUUCAAAAUUAAACGCACUUUGUUUAUUUAUUUCGUAAAGUUAAGGCACCCACUCGUAUUUGCCAUUUUUCACGCGAAAAAAGACGAAUUUCUGUUGAAAAUAAAUAAUUUAUUGUGCUUUGUUUUUUCUAUGAAAAAAUACAUGUUUUCCAUUAUUAAUAAAUUGAUUUUCAUUUUAACAA